This is a messenger RNA of Elgaria multicarinata webbii, 862 nucleotides long. RefSeq names its product prefoldin subunit 5 (gene PFDN5). Lineage: Eukaryota; Metazoa; Chordata; Lepidosauria; Squamata; Anguidae. Bases 37 to 504 code for a protein of 155 amino acids. The transcript is spliced from 6 exons. Gene Ontology annotation, cellular component: prefoldin complex; cytoplasm. Gene Ontology annotation, biological process: RNA polymerase III assembly; protein folding; RNA polymerase II core complex assembly. The record is from RefSeq and is a predicted model, not a curated record.
CGUGUGGAAGAACGGCUCUUCUCUCUCCCGGCCAAGAUGGCGCAGCAGGUGAACAUCACCGAGCUCUCCCUGCCGCAGCUGGAGGUGCUGAAGAACCAGCUCGACCAGGAAGUGGAAUUCCUUUCUUCAUCCAUCGCACAACUUAAGGUGGUGCAGACAAAAUACGUGGAAGCAAAGGACUGUCUGACUGUCUUGACUAAAGGCAAUGAAGGUAAAGAGCUAUUGGUUCCACUCUCCAGCUCUAUGUAUGUUCCUGGGAAGCUUUCUGACGUCAGCCAAGUGUUGAUAGAUGUAGGGACAGGUUACUAUGUAGAAAAGUCAUUAGAUGAUGCCAGAGACUUCUUCAAGAGGAAGAUUGAUUUCCUGACAAAAGAGAUGGAGAAAAUCCAGCCAGCACUACAGGAGAAGCACGCAAUGAAGCAAGCUGUGAUAGAGAUGAUGAGCCAGAAGAUUCAGCAACUAACAGCAGCAGGGGCUUCACAGGCAACAGCAGCAAAGGCCUAGCAAACACGGACCACUCCUAUGCCUUCAUGGUUUACUAUUUUGUGAUGUAUCCCGAUAUAGCAGCCCAGAGUGCAGCACUCCAGCCAACUGUGCACUUGAGGGUGGGGAAGAGGUGGCUCAUUGUUUGAAUACAGGUGGGAUUUGAGUAUGGCAGAAGCUUUGUUUUGGGAAUGAUGACAUCUUGAGGAAGAUCCCAUCUGUUCAAGUGGACGGGCUUUCAGUAGCCCUAUGAACGGGUGGUUGUAUUGCUGGUUGCCACAUAGAAUUUUCUUUAAUCUUAAAAAAAAAACACCUGUGAAAAUUUUGUUUGUAAAUGAAAUUGUACAAAAUAAAACAGGUAGGAUUACAGAGCAAGAAA